AUGAAACACACCUCGCUAUUUCUUCUUACUGCGUUCUUUUUCUCCAUCGCGAGAGCCACAUACUACUGCAACUCUUCAUCAACAUGUCCAGACGACUACCCAUGUUGUUCCCAGUACGGGGAAUGUGGAACAGGCAAUUACUGCCUCGGUGGAUGUGAUCCUAGAUUCUCCUACAACAUCAGCUCGUGCAUGGCCAUGCCGGUGUGUAGAGACAUCGAUACCAACUUCACCUCUUUGGACAUUUUGGAAGAUAGUUCCUACUACCUGGGAAACUCAUCAGAAUCCGAUUGGAUCUACUCGGGUUAUCUUCUGGAAUACGAAGACAGUUUGGUGCUGGCGAUGCCCAACCAAUCCACCGGCACUGUGGUUUCGUCCACAUUCUACGUGUGGUACGGAAAAGUGUCUGCCAGAUUCAGGUCUUCCAGAACUGCCGGUGUGGUUUCUUCUUUCAUCCUGUUUUCCAACGCCCAAGAUGAAAUCGAUGUGGAAUUCGUGGGUAGCGAGCUCAAACAGACCCAGACCAACUUCUACUUCGAAGGCAUAUUGAACUACACCAACGGUCUCUAUCUCAAUACCUCCAACACGUUCAGUGAAUGGCACGACUAUGAGGUAGACUGGACCGAAGACGAAAUUACCUGGUAUAUUGACGGAGAGGAGAAGAGAACGUUGAGGAAAGAAGAUACCUAUAACGAUACAUCCGAUACAUACAUGUUCCCACAAACGCCUUCCAGAAUACAGUUCUCUCUUUGGGCUGGUGGAGACUCCUCCAAUGCUGCGGGUACAAUCGAGUGGGCCGGUGGAGAAAUUGACUGGGAUGCUGAAGACCUGACCGAUCCGGGCUACUUCUACUCCAUGCUUCAGUCCAUCUCUGUUGAAUGUUACGAUCCGCCAAGCUACACCAACCAGAAAGGUUCCAAGGCGUACGUGUAUAACAGUUCUUCGGAAUUCCUUUCGGAAAACAUCGAGAUCACCAAUGACCGCACUUAUCUAUACUCUUACGAAGGAAGUGGCCUCGAUCCUGACGCAGGGAAGGUAUCCUCCUCCUCCACGUCGAAGUCAAGCUCAAAAACCAAAUCGAAAACUACGUCAUACAAGAAAACCACCGUCACCUCUUCGGGAAAGACUGAGGUGCUCUCCACGGCAGUGACAUCAACGAUUGUCGACGAUGGUAACUUUUACCAAAGUGCAGAAGGGACUGGUUCCACCAGCCAAACCGACGGUGCUUCCUCAAAGAACGAAGCCACCCCUAUGCAAAAUUCACUUUUGGGACUGACUUCUUUAUUUCUGGGGAUUUUGAUGAUCAUAUAA
Kuraishia capsulata CBS 1993 is the source of this 1308-nucleotide messenger RNA. RefSeq lists its product as uncharacterized. Lineage: Eukaryota; Fungi; Ascomycota; Pichiomycetes; Pichiales; Pichiaceae. Gene Ontology annotation, biological process: carbohydrate metabolic process; fungal-type cell wall organization. Gene Ontology annotation, cellular component: fungal-type cell wall. Gene Ontology annotation, molecular function: glycosyltransferase activity; hydrolase activity, hydrolyzing O-glycosyl compounds. The coding region runs from base 1 to 1308 and encodes 435 amino acids. The transcript has a single exon. The record is from RefSeq and is a predicted model, not a curated record.